This is a messenger RNA of Xenopus tropicalis (tropical clawed frog), 1026 nucleotides long. RefSeq lists its product as uncharacterized. Bases 1 to 990 code for a protein of 329 amino acids. The transcript is spliced from 12 exons. Lineage: Eukaryota; Metazoa; Chordata; Amphibia; Anura; Pipidae. The record is from RefSeq and is a predicted model, not a curated record.
AUGCGUGUGGAUUUGGAUAGCUACUUUGCAUCUUCGGCUGAGUAUUCUACGGAAUAUCCUGAAGCCUUUGAGCUCGAAAUGAAGCCGUACACUCCAAUUUCUUUUAAGAAAUGCUGUGAGAAGAUCAAGAUGCGUGUGGAUUGGGACAGCUACUUUGCACCUUGGGCUGAGUAUUCUACGGAAUAUCCUGAAGCCUUUGAGCGUGAAGAGGAGCAGCGAGAGCUAUUUAAGCCGCUCACUCCAGAUUACUGUUUGACACAAACCGAAGAUGAUGAACGGGAGCCACUGGGCUGUAGCAGCGACAUCCCACCUAUUGGCUCCCAGGACAGCGAUGAAGUCGGACCCUAUGACAGUCUGAUUAAGUGGUUUAAAAUAGAGGUGGAGGAUGCGCUAAAUAGAAUAUUUGAUGCAGAUCCUCCUACGAUGCAAAUGGAAAUUGAAGAUAUUGAAUUGGAGCCACUGAGCUGUAGCAGCGACAUCCCACCUAUUGGCUCCCAGGACAGCGAUGAAGUUGGACCCUAUGACAGUCUGAUAAAGUGGUUUAAAAUAGAGGUGGAGGAUGCUCUAAAUAGAAUAUUUGCUCCAGCUGUCAGAACACAUUGCUGGAUGGAAGAUGAAGAUUCUACCUCACAGGAUUCUGGUAGCAGCUUUGCUUCUACCGCUGAUAGUUCCUUGGUACAGGAGGUACCUGUACCCUUUAUAUUGGAUGACAGUGAUAGAGAAUCGAUCGACCAAGAGGAGGUACCUGUACCCUUUAUAUUGGAUGACAGUGAUAGAGAAUCGAUCGACCAAGAGGAGGUACCUGUACCCUUUAUAUUGGAUGACAGUGACAGAGAAUCGAUCGACCAAGAGGAGGUACCUGUACCCUUUAUAUUGGAUGACAGUGAUAAAGAAUCGAUCGACCAAGAGGAGGUACUUAGGCCGAUCCCUCCAGAUCCUUCUACGAUGCAACUGGAAAUUGAAGAUCUUGAUCUGGAGAACCAAUAUUAGACUGGGAGGCAUUCGAGAAGAAACCCGAGCUCUGGA